Messenger RNA from Haliotis rufescens (red abalone), 946 nucleotides. RefSeq names its product countin-3-like. The transcript is spliced from 7 exons. NCBI's taxonomy places the organism in Eukaryota, Metazoa, Mollusca, Gastropoda, Lepetellida, Haliotidae. The coding region runs from base 113 to 898 and encodes 261 amino acids. The record is from RefSeq and is a predicted model, not a curated record.
UUAGAUCGGGAUAGUUAUGUCCCAACAAGACUUCCAUACAUCAGGCUUUAUAAAGGAAUAACUCUGCAAAGCGUCUCUUCCUUGCUGUGGAUCUGGCGGGGAUAUACGUACAAUGAAUAUCAAGGGUGUAGCAAUAUUUUUGGCGGCCAUGGUGGGGGCACAGUGCCUCCCCAGCUUCUCACAACAUCCCCGUCAUUCCAAGAAGACACACCACGUCACCAUGACAAAACAAGUCGCGCCCUUCGGAGGUGUAGCCCUCGACCUCUGUCCAACCUGUGUCCAGUUCACUGGAGAAGCCAUUGAUCAACUCCUCAACAUCAUUCUCAAUCUCGGGGUUGUUGGAUCCUGUGAAAAAUUGUGCGCAGCUCUUGGUCAGAAGACCGGAAGUCAGGCCCUGGCGGUCGUCUGCGAUCUUCUCUGUGACAUUGCUGGUAUUGACGAGUUUGUGAAACUCAUUCAGAAGGCUGAUCUUGACCCAAUCUAUUUCUGUGAACUUCUUAACGUAUGCCCUAUUUUUGAUGACGGGGAUGCCAAAAUUACGGAACUUGCAAUCGUCCCAGCAUCAGGACCCCAAGGUCAGAAAACAAUCAACUUUUCUUACACCUCCAAGAACGGGACCGGAACUGGAGAGAUCGUUGUUCUUGUAGAGACAAUUGAUGGGCUUCCAAUUGAGGAUAGUUUCCUGAACCAGAAGUCUCCAGCAGGCACCUAUCCCACCCGUAUGACCCUGAAGGCUGAGCCUGACCCCAGCUGUGACCCAUCCCAGGGACCGUGCGAGCAGUGGCUACCAGGAAACUACACCCUACGUGUUGAUAUCUGUAAUGGCGAGUGCGGCAGCGACCAUCCCCACAGCAAGAUCUACGACAGACGCUCCAUCUCUUUCCUCAUCACUGCAUAGAUAUAUUGUGUUGUAAGGACUUAGUUGGAAUAAAUAUGGAAAAUGUAA